Mesorhabditis spiculigera is the source of this 810-nucleotide messenger RNA. The record is from the annotation of a GenBank genome assembly. NCBI's taxonomy places the organism in Eukaryota, Metazoa, Nematoda, Chromadorea, Rhabditida, Rhabditidae.
AUGAAAAGCUACACGGUUUUAGCUUGCUCCCUGCUCCUCGUAGCACCCCAGGGAAAAGCCGUUCACUUCAACGCCCUGGAUUCCAAUUCCACUGGCUCCGAAAAAUACUUUGUCGGCGACUUGCACGUCAUCGAAGAACAGAAGAAGAUUGGUGACUGCGAGGGUGGAAUCGACCUCGAGCAGUACGAGAAUGACCUGUAUCACGGGUUUACAAAUCGAUUGCUGACAAAACCCGACCACCCAAUGUUCGCCUCCCCAGGCGUUGGUCACGUCAAGGCGUUCACGCUGCAGUUGGACGGCUUCGACGAAGAGGCCAGGAAUGAUGUUUUGACUGUGUGGAGUGCCCAGCAGCAGCAUUCCAUGAUCAUCUUCACCGAGAAGUUCAAGGUUCGCUCCGGACCGGCCCCCGCAGCAUUUUCCCUAGAGAUGGGGUGGCUUCCAAAAACGUGUCGCUGUUUCGAGGACUCCGACAGCUUAUUGCUGGAUGCCGGAUCGGACCCGAAGAAAUGGGCGAACGCAUACAAAGUGCUGGCGCCAAAGCAUUGCCCUCCAAUGGACUGCUGGAUACAAUUUACGGUUGAUCAUGACCAUGAGAUGGACAUAUUGAUUGACCGCAGCAAGGCAAAUUACGACGAAAAAGUCGACUUACGUAUGACGAUGAUGCCGGGCUCGCCCAUCGUCGAUGUGACCGAACGAAUCCUGUACCCCGACCGGAUCGGGGUGGGUUACUGGGAAUCGAGUCAGAAUGCGGAGCACUACAAACUAGCAAAGCGCUUAUAUCUGCACGUCUCCUCUAUAAAAAACCGUCGU